Messenger RNA from Chara braunii, 10032 nucleotides. The record is from the annotation of a GenBank genome assembly. Lineage: Eukaryota; Viridiplantae; Streptophyta; Charophyceae; Charales; Characeae.
CUGGAGAGAGUGAAAGAAGGUGGUCAGCUAGCUUUAGUUAAGAGGGAAUAGCCAAGGUGAUCCUAGGAUGCUGGAAGGCUGAAUACCUUGAUUUUAGAGGGAGGCGAGAUAAGAGUUUUUUCUUUGGCCGGACCAAUCUGAGCUGACGGAGGUAGCAAUUUCAAACGGAAGGUAAGACGAACGAAGAGAAGAUGUUCCUCACAAACGGCCCCGGAGGGGGUAGCCAAGGCAAUGCUAACGCGGCACCAAGUUUCAGCAAUGGAGGAGGUCAGAAUAUGGUUGUCGGACAAGGCUACAUCAGCAACAAUGGCUUCAUGAGGGGAGGUGGAGGCACUGGUGGAGGUGGUGGCGUUUGCUAUAAUUGCGGGAAGUUUGGGCACAUUGCCUGCGAUUGUUGGGCGGGGAGGAACCGGAAUCCUGGGAACCCGCAUUUUGACUUGGAAUUAGAAGAGAUGAAGGAGCAUUUUAAGCAAGGAAUUAAGUAUACAAAGAAACCCGAGGCGGUGGAGCUGCUAGCAAGGCACCGGGUGGAGCUGGCGUAUGACGGCUUCGAUGAAGGGCAGCGGACGACGAAGGAGUCAACCAAGAUGAAGGCUUUCGGCUCACCUCGGAAGGAGUUCACGAAAGACUGUGUCACUACAGAGAAGAAGACACAGAAGCCGGUGCCAGUUAUCAUUCGGUCAACGCCGGUUCACGGAGACACCGGAUUGAUGCUUACCAGCCCCCUCAAACGCGGCGCUCUGGGAGUGUUUACACGAUUGGCUCCACAAGAGAACUACGCAGAGGGAGGAAGGUAUGAUGGGCGAAGCGGCACGUUCAGUGGAAGCAGCACGUUCGGUGGAAGCAGCGAUCACAACGACUGCGUUGAUGCUGGUAGUCCAAGGAAAGAUCCCAUGAGGAGGAUAGCGAGGGCGCUGCAUCAGUUUAUCAAGCAGCUGCCGGCGAACAGUACCUUCUACCUGAACUCGGUAUCGGAACUGGCGGAGAGACUCGAGGGGACAUCCCAGCAGCUGAGGGCAUCAGGCUGCCUACAAGCGGUGGGAAAAUGCUAUGACGUGAAAGAGAUGUUCUCUCGCAUACCACACGCCGCGGUAAUCCAGUCGGUUCGGGAGUUACUCAGAUUGUACGAAGACAAAGGCCGCCGACAGGUUCGGGUGUCGAUGAGGGGGAAGAUAUGUGUCAUCAGUAACAAUAGAAGAAAGAUGGAGGGAUAUGUAAGCCUGCCACUGAGAACUAUCAUGGAGGGAGUGAAGUAUGACCUCACGCAUUCAAUAGUGAAAUGCGGUGGUAAAAUAGUCAGACAGGUGUUCGGGAUUCCUAUGGGGAAAUCUACCAGCCCCAUCCUUGCGUCCAUCACCUGUGCGAUGGCGGAAAUGCGGUUCAUCAGGGAACUUGGGAGUGAUAGAAAAUUGAUCGGGGGUUGGCGGAUUAUGGAUGACAUUACCAUCAUCGUCGGGAUCGCUCACCGAGUCAGUAACAAGGAUUACCCGGAGAACCUAUUUGAAGCCUUUGAGUCCAUCUACGACAAGAAUCUCGAGGUCAUCCGGAAAGAUGAAUGCGGUGCAACCUGGGAUUUUGUAGGGGGCAGUAUGUUGAUCUGCCAAUCUCCCUUGCGAAUCCGCUUUAUACCAAGUACCAAGAACACCGAUUCACUGUAUAAGGAGAGGAAGCUGCAGUUCCAGUCAAUGCAGGACUACAAUUCCUAUUUGGCUAAGAGCGCGAAGAAAGGCGUGCUAACCACCACGAUUAAGAGGCUAUGGGAUCAGACCAUGAGCAAGGAGCUGGUCUUAGGGGCAAUCGGAUUCGCCAUCUGUGAGGCAAACCUCCGGGGGUGCCCUGGCCAGUUUGGCAAAGGUUGUGUCGAGCAAGGCACUGCAAAGCAUGCUGGUUGCUUUGGCCUAUACGGCGGACUAGAACAGGAGAUGGGUCGCUCCCCUGUGUACCGUUACCUGGUUGUCGGCCAGAAGGUCAACAACAAGGGGGUCAUGAUGCUGCGUUGCACUUUUUGCAACAAAGUAUUUCAGGGGAGCCAAUUCCAGCCGACGAGGCAUUUCACGCAGACGAACUACUGCAAGGACGUCAGCGACGAGGCUUUGUACGAGAUCACGCGACGGAGUCAACAAAAGUUCGAGAGCGAUCAAAUGGAGAGGGUUGCCAGGUACGCGGCGGAGCGCGGAGUCGAUGUGCCUGGCACGGGUGGUGUGAUGGGAGGAGAGGCGGGGCGGCAGCCCGUGGAGGGAGCGUUAGGAGGGGUCGGGGGAGAUGGUGGAGGUGGAGACACGGAGGAGGGCGCGAUCGACGUCGAUCGCGAGGCGCGUGCGGUGGAGACCCACCGUGAGGAGCUGGCGGAGGAGUUGGAGGAGGUGAGGCAGCCAUUCUGGAUCAUUGGUGCCACCCUCCUCUCCGACGGGAGGAAAUCACGAGACGGGAGACCGAUCGUGAAUUUCCUUGCCGCCGGCUCGCGAGGGGUCGUCGUCUACACGACGAUCAAUCGUGAGGGCGAGCCGGACGAUGCAGUGCACGUCCUUCGGAGAUGGGUGACCAUCUUCCACGAGUUUAAUUUCGGCGGCCUGCAGCGGUUCAAUGCGAUAUGCACAGACUCCGCAUCGGCGUACGUGGGGGCUGCGAGGGCAUUGGCCUCGUCAGGCAUCCCUCCUGCAAUCAGGAGGAUCACUUGGCUUCUGUGUUCCGUCCAUGUCUGCAACAAAUUGUUGUCACACAUUGGGACGAGUUGCGACGCGUUUCUGGACGCGAUUACACGCGCUCGUGUUCAAGUGGUGUUUUUCAAAACCCACCAAGCCGCCCUUUAUUUCUUUAGGAAGCGCAGCCCCAACAAGGGGCUUGUGCUUUCUUGCGAGACGCGGUUCGCGUCUGUUUAUUCUAUGUUGGAGAGACUGUUGGCCCUGCAGGACGCUCUGCAGGCGAUGAUGCGAGGGGAUGACGGGCGGGAGUUUGCUUUUAUACCGUGGUCCGUCGAUGUGUGCGACAUGGCGCGUUGGGUGCGCCGGCAGAUCAGAUGGGAGCCUUGGUGGCACACGAUGGCCACCAUAGUCCACAUCACGCAGCCCGUCAUGGAGCUGCUUAGGCGGAUGGAUCGUGGGGGGCAGUACAUGUCCCUCAUGAUCGAGUGGACACAGGAUCUUGUCCGCCGUGUCACUUAUGCAUGUGCUCCUUUGGGGAGGGUUUUCGUUGACCGGAUCAUCAAGCGUGUGCAGGCUCGCACACAGCACAUGCUGGAGCCUGCUCACUGCGCGGGGUUCUUACUGAACCCCCGCAGGCGACAUGUUGAGUACUUUUCGGGCGAGGUGAGGGAUUACCCUCGUUGGCUUGUAAGGCAAGCCAAGAGGUACAUUUUGACGCAGACGGGUUACGAGGAGGAUGGUGUGGAGUACAUCAUCGCAUGUCGGCAGUUUGAGGACUUCCACAUGCAGCAGGGCACAUUUGGGGAUUGGGGAGGGGGGGAGGGGCGUGAUCGUGGGCGUGCUUGCAGCGGCGACAGGGAGACGAUUGAUUAUGUGCUGCCAUGGCAGCGGGACGAGGGCAUGCUAGACUGCCAGGCCGGACUGGAGUUGGAGCCAGUGCGCACGGGCACGCGCAGGGGGAUGACGCCGGAGGAGAUUGCCCGUCAGGUUGCGCUUAUCACCCGGGAUCCCAUCGGGGUCUCCGCACCACCCGCCGCUGAGGCCGUAUUCGGUAGACGUGCUUCCAUUUUCCGUCCUUACCCCAGGGAGGAUGAUUUCGACGAGGAGCCGGUACCCGAGGCAGCGGACGACCCCGCGCUCCGCAUUCCCCAUGAGAUCGACGAGACACACCUGGAUCCCGAGGAGGACACCAGGGCGCAUACUGCAGGACGGGACGCUGACAGGGCGAAGAGGGAGAUGAUGGGGGGAGAGGAGGAGUUGUGGGUACCGUUCGGGGAGGUCGCUUCGACGGGCGGCACAGGAGCGCGGGCGACGAGCCCCGCUCCGACGAGGCAGGAGUCGUCCAUGCCGCCACCUUCUGCUCCGAGUCGUGCACCGCCAUCGCCCGUCGCGCCAUAUGAGCCGACCACAUCAGCAGAGGACACGGAGGAGUUGGCGUCCUCUUUGCCUCAGCGCGGACUACUCCACAGAGGCGGGGUUAUAGCUGUAGCAGCAGCGACUUCAUUGCUAGAGGAGAUGGCAGCUUCAGUGUUGGCGGACGAGGCACCAGCGCCAGGGGGAGGAGAUGCAGUGGAGGGGCAGGCGGGAGGAGCUGGAGGAGCAGCGGGAGGAGCAGCUGGAGGAGGAGCAGCUGCACUGGAUGGGCUUGUGGCUGCAGCAGCAGGAGCAGCUGGAGGAGCGGAUGCAGUGGAGGGGGGAAUGCCAGGAGCAGUGGAGGAGGAGAUAGGGACACAGGUGGAGGCGUCACGUGGGGGCAGAGACGAGCGCCUCAUGCAGCAGUUCCUCACGGAGCAGUAUGAUCCGGUCAUGGCGGGUAUGACCCCAGGACGGCGGCGAGACGAGGGUGUGGGUGAUGCACGAUGUGUGGUCCAGGAGACAAUGAUGGGUCUAGUCGUUCCGUUCUCGGGCCUGCACUUGGCUCAGGGCCGACAGUCGCAGCCGGUGCCGGUGGCAGUGCAUGGUGUGCCGCCGCCCGUUAUCACGGAUUUGGGGUCCGAGCCGGUGGUUGGGCCACCGCGUCUUCCUAGUCACUUUGCUCCGCAGGAGGUCCGCCGUCCUUUGGAUGCAGACGAGUUGGCGAGAGAGGUUGUCCGCGAUGUGACUUGCUUGGACCGGUGGGUCUUUGACCAGAGGCUACAGCAUCCACCAUGGCAGGUGAUCCCUCCAGUUCCAUGGGGUCCUGCAUCGCCGGUGUGGUCUGGGUCUACCUCCACCGGAGCACGUACGGCGGAAGAUGUUCCAGGGGUUUCAGGUGGCGUCGUGGAGACGGCGCCAUGUACACGAGACUUGCCACCCCCUCCUCCUAGACCACCUGUAGGUGAUCCGUCAUCGUCGCCCACAGGCAGAGGCUCUCGAUCUCCACACACGCCUGGGAGGUCUGGGAUUCAGGAGACUACAGUUGUUGUGGGGGACGUGAGUGACACAGCGUUGUUCGGGAGGACAGACAUAGAUUUGGAUUCCACCCGCCGUGUCACGGAGCACACUGCACGUCUACAGCCGGGUUUGGGACCCCGCGGUGGCAGGAUGACCGUAGCGAGGGAGGUGGCAGCAUCAGGUUGUGAGCCUCAGCGAGGUCCCGAUAGAGGAGUGUCCGCCGAUAGCUUGGAGUACGCUCUGAUGGCAGCGAUGUGUGUCGUACAUGAGCAGACUCCACGCAAGCGCGGAGUGCCUCCUCGUCCACGCCCCGUGCCCGCAGAGGGAGGAGAUGCACUUGGAGAGACUUCGGGGGCAGAGGGGUUGGGGAUGCCUCGUGGAUCGCGCCGUGAGCAGACGGUUACAGAGGCUAGUGCGAGGGUUGUUGUGUUGAGGAAGGCAGGAGCCCCUGUCACCAUCGAGGAGGAUGAUCCUGAGACAGAUGUGGCAAUGCGGGUGGAGGACGCGGACUAUGAGGGCGAGGAGGAGGGAGAGGAGGAGAGCGAGGGAGGUUCCGAUGUCGUCUUCGUGAAAGACCGUAAUAAUUUUCGAGUCGUCGGGGCUGUGAGCGGAUGGGAAGAUUGUUCAGAGGGAAUUCGUACAUUCACCCUUCAGACAGCAAAUGGGAAGAACGGUCAUCCUGAUGAUGACGCCCAGGGUGUCAGAUUGGCUUGGAAAAAGUUUCGAGGUUUCGGCAAGCAAGCCACCAUGCUUCUGUUUUACACAGCAAUAACAUCAGAUUUAGAACCGUCUGUUCUCUUGCGGAGCUUCUUCGAUGACAAGGAGAGAUUGGUGCCGCCAACCAGGUGUUUAGAUGUGCCGCAGGAGCAUCGUAUUUCGAUGCCGAUAGCGUAUGUUGGCAAUGACGAGGACCGCACUCGAACUUCAGAAUUGUCGACUGAUGUAACUACGGAGGGUGCGACUGGAGGGCUUGACCCUAACUACGUUCCUGAGCAGCAAGACCCCUCAGAUGCUUAUGAAGAAUCCGAGCCAGAAGGUGAAGCUGUCGAACGCAGACAUGCGGAGGGGGCGGUCGCCGAGGUGGCUCGGGCUCCAGUAAGUGCUAUAAAUGAGCCGUCGCCCCAGGAGGGGGCGGUCGCCGACAUGGCUGAGGCUCCAGUAAGUGCUACGGAUGAGCUGUCGACUAGGGCGAAGACGACUGGAGUUAGUACUACUGUUGGACAUCCUGUGGUUGCGGAGCAGCAAAGGGGUGGGGAGACGGGUAGACGACCUGUUGCGGUGGGAGAAAAGAGAAGUGGAAAAGAAUCUGGCAGCAAGGGGGCUGGAGACGAAGACACCCCUCGUUUAUCUUCACAAAAGAAAAAGAGAACAGGUACCCCUCGCCAGACAUCUGACAAGAAGAGGAAAUCGGCGGGAAAGAACCCGGAAACACCGAAGGCGAGACGGGGAGGUGGAUUGGGGGAAGGGUCAUCGAAAGGCAAGCGGGCACGAGCAGAUGAAAAUGACAGUGAGGACGACAAGGAAAAGGUUGUCCAUCUGGACGCCGGGUACUUUCUGGAAUGGAAAGAGGGUAUAAAGAAAGAUGUCACUCUUUCUAUCAACCCCGAGAGGGUAUUGGAGUUGCCGGCGUGGGAAAGGUCGUACAAUCAUCGUUCGAUCGACCCAACGCACAUGGCAUAUAUAUUGAGGUCUAUGAUGGAUGCCUUCAAGAAGAAAGGAAAGACGUACGAGAAGCCAAUUUUGAAAUUGGCGCCAAUCGCAGGGCUUCCUAGCCCCGGACGGAAGGCUGUUCGUGUGACCCCGGACAAAUUCAAUGUGGAGAACCCGAACGAACACUGGUACUACGCUUGUCAUCGUGCUGUCACCGGCAAUAUAAAGUUCAAGACGGAUUUGGUUUGUAAAAAUGAAGAGUUUCAGAAAGCCGCCUUGAGGAAAAGGCCUUACUUCAACCUUUGGGGGUUGGCUGAUGAGAAAUCGAAGAAAAAGGAAUGGACGGAGAGACUGAGGUACUACUUACCUCUGGUGAUGACGGACGAUGAAACGUGGAUGCUUGGCAUGAAAUUCUACGACGAGUGGGAGAAGGGCCAUCUGCUCGCCCCUGAUGGCGCUGUGUGGACGAAGAGGCCUCCAACAAUGGACCCGAAAGUCACCCGUGAGGGUCAGUCAUUUGCGGAGGACAACAGUGGUCAUAAGAGAGUUGUGUAUAAUGUGUGUGUGACUGAUCCGGAGAUGUGGAAAGGCAAGAAGAAAAGGAAACAGGAGGACCGCGACUUUUUCGUCCAGAUGAAUGAACCCGACGUGCAUUGUUGGAAAGACUUGGGGGAUUUUACAGACGCGGAGAAACGUCGGAUCCUGCGAGGGUUGUUGGACCUGGAUAUUGUCUGGGUGCAGCAAGGAAGAAAGAAGCUGAUUGAGCAGGGAAAGCACGAGGGCCGUGACAACGAUGAUUGGAAUGCCUCCUUUUUCCGGACGGGGGAGCAAUUGAUGGCAGAGUACGCCUCCAAGGGACUUGACGAGAAAUUGUGGGCGGGCUGCAGGAAAUGGGUCACUGAUCACUCGUACCUCAAGGAAUGCCCGCAGUAUCUCGGCUGUCCGAGUGAUAAGGACGUGGCGGCAACGAGGAAGUUGGUUAAUCACGAGAAGUUUCCUACUGAAUGGAAGCGGGUUGUGCUGUCUGUGCUCAAAGGUGAACGUGGAAAAUGGGUUCGGAGGAGUCAAGUUAAGAAACACUACCAAAUCCGGAACAGUGUGUGGGCCGACGAGGACAGGAUGUAUUUUUUUUACCACGGGGAUGAUCUGAAGCUUAACACCCCACCGACAUAUGAGGGACGAUUGUCGGACGAUGACGCUGCAGCUCUUGGGAAAAGGCAAAAGGUGACACCCUCGGACAUUUCCGAAACACAGUUCACGGCCACGACGUAUGCAUCGGCAGGUGUGCACCACCUGAAGGGGUUCAUCUAUAAGGAAAUGGAGCGCAACCCGGGUAUGUUAUCGGGUCACAUAGAGUUCUUCUGCCCAGUCGAGAAUGCAGUUAUGUUCAUCGGCAAAGCACACGCCCAGGUUGUGUGGCAUCUCCUCAAGAGCGGGCGCCAUGUUGUGGCCAUCGAGGGAGACACAAAGCUCCUCAACUUCUUGAUGAUAUUUGUUGCGCACGAGGUGCACAUGGGUGUGAACAACUGUGAAUUCUACCAGGUGCAGAAAGAGGUCGACCAUGAUCCACACAGGAACAUGUGGUUCAAGCUGUCAGCUGAGAAAAGGGCGAAUGUAUACAAGUUUCUGUUCCUCGACACAAGACCAAAACUAAGAUUCGAGGACGACUACAAGUGUCGCCGAGAUGUCGUGAUUGGUGCAUUGGAUGGCUUUCAUGGUGCUUCUAGGGAGGCUGCGGCCAACUUCGUGGAGAAAAUUGAGGAAUGUUAUUUCGACAAUGGCAAGGUGGAACUCACAUUAAAUUAUUACAAGGCUCAGUUCACCGAAGAGGACAAUUUCAACGCAAACGACGAGGAAGAAGUCAGCGAGGGUGAGGAGCCUUUGGAUUUAGAGACGGUAUAUCAGAAAUAUACCGCAGAUGCGGAGUCGGUCGACGUGGCUUCCACCAACGAUCCAAGACGCGACACUCGAAAGUGCGAAGUUGUUACGGAUGCCACUUUCCUUCGCGGAGAGAAUGUGGUGGAGAAAACUGUAGGCGGGUCAUACUCCCCCAGAAGGACAGAUUCUCUUGCGAGUCCUUGUGCAACUGGGUCUGAGGUGGAUAAGGGGCGGGUUGGCCUUUUUUCUGCUGGCCCCGGAUGUAUCCGCCAUCCAAGCGGGCGCGUUAGUGUGGAGCAGAAUGAGGACCUAGCUGUCGGAAGCAUUUCGGCCGGUGGCGGAUAUAUCCGCUCCUCGACGCAUCAACUCAGCAGCACCGACGACCCCCUUGCCCUGGGUAUGGAAGACCAGGAGACUGCACCCUUUGACACACAUUACAGUGGUUCCGAGGGCGGGCAUGUCCCUCUGACAAAUGCAUCGGAGGAACAUGCACGCGGGUCAUACAAGGGGCGCGGGCUGCGUGAUGCCGGUUCUUUAGCUGGCGCCGGAUAUAUCCGCCGUCCAGGGCUUCGUGUCAGUGCAGAGCAGAAGGAGGAGUUAGUUGUCAGACCCAUUUCCACCGGCAGCGGAUCUAUCCGCUCCUCAGCAGAGCAGCCACGUAGCACGGAUAACACCCUUGCCGUGGGUGUGGAAGACCAGUUAUGUUCAGGGUUUCCUGACGUACGGCCCUCCAAAAUCCAUAUGGCCACAGUCGUGUCGGGCGACUGCAAUGAGGACGAGGACGUCACCAUGCUCGAAGUGGAAGAGUUGUUUGUCCGUCAUCCGAUCGAAGAUGAUCUUGUCAAGACACUCUUCCACGAUUCCCCAGUUGUCAUCUCUCCCUCUUCACAAUUAUUAACUCCUCAAGAUGAAGUUCUUGUCAUCCGUGGGAGUGGUGGGACAGCUGGUCGUCCUGUAGAGUUGUGCCCCGAUGCUCCGGAAAAAGUUGUUUGCCUCAUCGAAGCGGACAUUAAGGACUUGUCCCGACUUCCAUCCCAGUUAGAUCGCAUUAUGGCAUCGGCACAGACUGAAGAGUUCGUGCUGGGUCUAAGCGCGACAUGUCUGAGAAAAGACUUGCCACAACCGAAAGUUUUAGACGAGAAGAAUACUAAGGAACAUCUCCAGCACGAAGCCAUCGCUGGUAAGCAGUGACAUGUGUUGCUCACAUUUGGGUCUACGUAGUGUAUGAGCACUUGGAGUUAAUUCACUGACAUGAGUGUUUGGGUCCCACUACUGUAUGAGCAUCUGGAGUUUACUUUUCGAUGUAGCGAGCGGCGAUAUGUUUGGAUAUGUGGGUAAUUGCUGGUUGCCCGUUGGUUGUGCAAUGCGGUGAUAUGUUAUAUUCAUAAUCUCUUUUUAUUUACUUGUUGUACAGGUCGGCCAUCUCCUUCAUGUGUCGUGCGGAGAAACUCGGAAGAGUCUCUCACAAAAACAAAUAUGCCGCGAUUGU